Messenger RNA from Patella vulgata (common limpet), 2774 nucleotides. Its product is annotated as FMRFamide peptide receptor frpr-18. Gene Ontology annotation, molecular function: G protein-coupled receptor activity. Gene Ontology annotation, biological process: G protein-coupled receptor signaling pathway. Bases 301 to 1350 code for a protein of 349 amino acids. Gene Ontology annotation, cellular component: plasma membrane. The transcript has 3 exons. Lineage: Eukaryota; Metazoa; Mollusca; Gastropoda; Patellidae. The record is from RefSeq and is a predicted model, not a curated record.
CACAGCGUUGCCUUGAUGACGAUGUCUCUCGAUUGAGAUCGAUAAGAUUGUGGAACCCGCGAGACGAAACGAUACAAAAUCUUAUGUUCAAACAAAUGACCACUACAAGCUGUUGGUUAGUUGGGCGAGUUUUAUCUGUCAUCCGAAAUAAAAGUUUGUCAAGCGAAAAAAAAACAUAAUCACUUGGAUACUUGUGGUUAAUUUGUAAUAACUUCUUAGUUUCGUAUCGACAGCAGGUGCCCGGAAACAACGAUAUACAAUCCAUGCUGUACUAAUCAGUAAUCUCAAGACAAAACCAAGAUGGACGAGAUGAGCAACCUGACUUUGGAUAUGGACCAGUUUAAUUAUACAGAUUUUAUGGAGAGACCCGCCGUUUGGGGAUUUUUCUUGAAUCAAAUCUUCACACCAAUUUUCACCGUAAUUGGUAUUGUAGGGAACUGCCUGUCGUUUAUAGUGAUGAAGUCCAAGACGUUACGGAACAAAUCUUACAGUCAUUAUCUCUGUGCUCUGGCGGUUUUUGAUAGCCUCGUUUUGAUUGGCCGAGAGGUGAUGGUGACGAAUGAACUAUUAAUGUAUUAUGGAAAACCAGGUGUAUUUGUGAACUUUUCAGCAACUGCGUGUAAAAUAUUCAAUUUUGCCGAAUGUGUUUGUUAUUUGAUGUCUUCGUGGAUUAUUGUUUGUAUGGCACAAGAACGAUUAUUGGUGGUGUACAUGCCCUUUAAGAAACACGCUUUCACCACCCAGCGGGGCGCCAUUUUGAUUAUUCUGUCUCUGUUUAUCGUGAUGUCCUACACCCAGGUGUUUCGUCUAGUAAUGGUCACCAAUAAUAACUCACAAUGUGAAAGUAUUCCCGAGCUGUAUACCAUAUACACGGCCCUUCACGUCUAUUUUUAUCAGUUUUGUUUAAUAUUCACACUACCGGUAAUAAUCGUCUUUGUGUGUAACAUCAUGGUUCUGUGUAAAAUUCACCACGUUAGGAAGGCCAUGCAGGACGAGAACUCCUUUUCAACUCGCCUUACCAGAAAAUCCAACACUCGCCACAAAACCACCAUCAUGCUUCUGGCUAUUUCCUUUACCUAUAUAUUUACACUAUUACCGUUAGUGUUUCUAUCGUUUGUGCUGAUCAUCGCUUAUAAAGUUUACGGCGCAGCCGCGGCCAGUCUGGUCAUACGGGCUACACCUUGGAAAGAUCUGCUUGUUGUCGUAUCUCAGAUUAAUUAUGGUAUAAAUUUCUUUAUUUACGUUUUGUCUGGCAAGAAAUUCCGGGUGGAAUUACGACGGGUGUUUAAUAAAGAAAGAGCCAGCACAUUUAACAGUUCUAAAACACGAGAUGAGUUUAUGCUAUUAUAGACUUCUGAUUACAGUGUAGCACGUCAAAGUUUACAAACCUCUGCAAUAUCAACGGACACAGAUGCGUACAUAAAAGAGAAGUGUGGGCCCAUACAUCUUAAAUAUCGUCUAAACAUUCGCUACAACAAAGAACUAAAAACGAAAGUAGACGGGAACAUGAUUUUAAACCAUAAGUUACGUACAUAAAACUGAAGUGUGAAUUCAUACAUCUUAAAUAUCGUCUAAACAUUCGCUACAACACAGACCAAAAAAAUCGAAAGUAGAAAGGAACAGGAUUGUUAAUUAGAUAUUGAAAUAUUUUAAACUGGACGUUGCUGGUGUUUUUCAGACGAAAUAAUAUGCGUGUUAUGUCAUGACUAUAUCACGGUAACUGACAAAGAUGGUAAUGUUGCCGGGGUGGUUGAAUGGCCUAAUAGUUAGCACGUGCGCACUGUAUCAUAAGAUCUGUCAUUGAGUCAACUGGCAUGGUUUCGAUUCCCCGGUUGUACGUGACAAGGAGUAGGGUGGCCUGUCGUACUUUGUGGGUUUUCUCCGGGUCCUCCGGUUUACACUCACUUCUAAAGACCCUACCCGAAAGACCCUACCCGCAAUUAUUGAAAUGAAAAUUGAACCAUGUGUUAGGCCCGAAAUGACCUAGUCUGUGUCGAGUGGACGUUAAACUCCAUUCCCCCCUCUCUCUCUCUCUCCCUCUCCCUCUCUCUCUGGUAAUGUUGCCUGCGAUGUCACUACUGUUGAAGCCGACGUUAAAAGACCAAUUGUGUCCAGGUAACAAUAGUGCUACGCAUCAUCAGUAUACAGCCUUCACGUAAAGAAAGUUAUUCAAAUCAAUAACAACGCCUAUUAUCCAAGAACAAAGACCUGGAGUGACGUCAUCAGUUAGGAUAUGAAUGGCACAAAAAGAAAGACUCUGUAAUUAAGUACUCAGAAAUACCCAGAAUUAAUUAGUGGCUGGCAUCAUGUCAGAGAACCCGCCUGUGACGACAUGAAGGGUAUCGCUGUAUUCUGAUAGGCUCACGCAUGCUUUGCUUUGAGUGUAUACAUAUUUCAAGACACAAUAUAUUAAACAAUUAUUUCUCUUAUUUAAAUAAAAGACACGAAUUAGAAGUUGAAAGCGGAUGAUAAAAAGUGAAGAAGCUUUAAUAUAAUAUGUGUUUGUAUUUUUAAAAAACACAAAGCACAAGAAAAGAAUAACAUAUUAUUAUGAAAGGUAAUCGGGCAAGCGAGCCUACGCAAAUUCUCUUAGCCAAUUUAACACAUACAUGUUAAAUGCAAGAUUUAUUGCAGAUAAGUAAGAAAGAAAGUUGUCCUAUAUUCUCUCCCAAUUAACUUUGUUCUGCAUAGCGAUUAGUUCUGUUGGAUUUUGUUUUACAUUUUGUGUUUGUUUGAUGGUCAUUAAAUAUUAUUUUUAAUAAAGAUAACUGCUU